ACAAUGCUCAAGGACGACUCCUUGCUUCUUAUACCAAAUGUACUGAAGGUGUUUUUGGAGAAUGGUCAGAUCAAGUCCUUUACAUUUGACAGCCGCACCACUGUUAGGGAUGUGAUUGCCUCCCUGCAGGACCGCCUUUCCCUGCGUUACAUUGAGCACUUUGCUUUAGUGCUGGAGGCAGCUGGUAUGGAUCAUCAUCAAAGGCUGCAUCUACUGCAGGAGAACCAGCCUCUGACACAUGUUGUACACAGAACCUACUUCCAAGGGAUGAAGUGUCUUUUCCGCGUGUGUUUUUUCCCCAAAGAUCCUGCAGAUCUACUGAGGAGAGAUCCGGCUGCAUUUGAGUACCUCUAUAUUCAGAGUCGAAAUGACGUAAUCAAAGAGCGUUUUGGAAUGGACUGGAAGUCUGACAUCACAUUACGUCUGGCAGCACUGCACAUUUUUAUCACUGUGUCCUCGGCGAGACCAAGUCAGAAGAUCUCACUGAAGCACGUGGAGAAAGAGUGGGGGCUUGAACCUUUUCUUCCUCUCACACUGCUCCCAUUGGUCAAGGAGAAAAAUGUGUGCAAGACCCUGUCUCAGUUACUGAAGACCUACCAGCACCCCCCACCAUCUGGAAACAAGGUGCCUCCACUGCAAGGGAAACUACAGUACAUGCGUGUACUUAAUGAUUUGCCCCCAUUUGGUGGAAUAUUAUUCCAUACUGUUGAGCUGGAUGAGAAACAGUCAGCAACAACCCUUUUGGUGGGUCCUCGCCAUGGCAUCAGUCAUGUGAUCGAUCUUAAAAAUAACCUUACAACAGUUCUGGCUGAGUUCAGUAGAGUCUCCAAAGUUCAACUGUACAGAGAGAGCCAAGGUGUGGCUCGAGUUGAAGUGUCAAUGCAUGAGUCCAAGCCCUUGGUUCUUCUUAUGGAAUGGCCAGAUGCCACAAACUUUGCUUGUCUGAUUUCUGGCUACUACAAACUAUUUGUCGACCCAAAGCGGACCAUCUUUUUUCGCAAUCCAGGUCAAUCUCAACUUACUAAAACAGAUUACAGAAGCUCCUUCCAUGGGUACUCGCGCUCCGGGGCAAGCAGCCUGCCCUCUGGAGGGCGGCGAGGGGACGACAGGGAGAACUCUCACAGGGAGUCGGGGUCACUGCGGGCCACUGCUCCUGCUGAGCCCCAGCACCUUGGCCUGUGUCAUGUCCACCUCAGAGAGAGAGAGCAGCAAUUCCAGGAGUUUCAAACGGCUACAGAGACUGAAUUGGACAUAAACGAGAACUUUAUACCUCAAGAGCCCUCUGAUCGGCCUCGCACCAAAUCUGACCCUACCUUACAAAGUACAGAAGAAAUAGCUGGUGUUUCAGAGGUCCCUGUAAUGGAGAAUACAGAGUUUAGGAUACGAGCCCAAACAAUGAAUCAAUCUCAGAAAAACAUGCGUUAUUUCUGUGAUUCAUGCAAAUCCAGGCUAAGAGCGGAGGGUGUUGUGGUGAAUAGCAGUGGGAGCUCAGGUAAACACUGCUCCAGUAGUUGUGCAUCUCGAGAUGGAGGUGCUGUUGACCUUACUGCCCUCCCACCCCCAGGUAACGAAGAGGAAGAUGAGGAAGAGGUUACUAAUGGUACAGAGAGGCUGCAACUGCCAACGCCUGCUAUAGCUGCUCCUCCACCUGGCUUCAGGGACAACAGCUCUGAUGAGGAUGACACAAAAAGGGGACGAAAGACUCGAACUGGCCUAAGCCCAAGAACUGCCUCAGUGAAAGUAGCCCAAGCAAAGGAAGAUGUGCCUGUGACACUGAUUGAUAAUGUUUCUACUAGAACUGUCCGAGAUCAUGCCCAGGAGCUGGAUGAUGCUCUUGUGUCCACCUUACAGGCACUGGAGGCUUUGGCAGCAUCUGAGGACUACCCUCACCAUUCGCAACAGCCAACACAGACUGCAGGUCUGAUUGUGCUGGCUGCCAUUACACCUGAGUCAUCCCUGGACUCAGGGCAUGAGACUAACUCAUCUGAACUUACAGAUGUGUCUGAGAUGAUGUCAGCGAUGAAGCAGAACCAGAGCCAAACAUACCUUUUAGCUCAUCAUAUCAACAAGGACCGCAUUAUCUGCCGACGCGACUUCCCUCUUGCAAUCCCUGGGUGUACUGCUAAAACUAUAGGCACUGGAGCUUUCUCUGUGGGGCAGAUACGUGCUGGCUGCCCACCCAAACAAGUUAUCCUCAGCAAGACUGUUCCCUUUAAGGUUAGCCCCGGCCAAGACUCUGCAAUACUCCGGGUCAUGGCAGAACAGGCAAGUAGUCAUGACACCCCGCAGAGUGAACAAAAAGCAUUGAAGGCAAACAGUGAGUCCACCAAAGCAAAAAAAAAUAGUGUCCCUGGUAAGUCACUUGAAGCAAAACUAUCUGAAAAUUCUGUGCAAGAUCAGAAAUUACCAAAUUCAAUUGUAGAACCUGAAGGACAAAAUAUUCCUGAAAGUAAUAAAGCAAAGACAUUAGCCUCUGCUAAAACAGAUUCAAACAAAGCCUUACCUAUUCUGUUGCCUGUGGACAUAACUGCCUCUGCCAAGAUUUCUCCAAAUAACCAAGACAAUGAGACUGCUUCUAGUGAAACUAUCAAGCCUUCUAGUGCUAUUGAAGUUCUGCCAGUGGAUGAUCUCUUCUGCACAUGCCCAGUGCAACAAGAGUCUGUAACUCAAUUAAGACUUAAGGAUCCACAGGUCCAAAAGGUAGUGAUGUUUCAGUCCUCGUCCCCCACUGAUGAUGAGCGCCUGCGGGCUAAAAGUUUGCAGAUGGCUAACAUGAAAGAAAACGCAGUGAAAGUUGGUGUAGAGCCUAGUUUAACCAAACCCAGCCCUCAGUUACAAACUAAGUACUCCCCACGUCUGCCUAUAAAAUCUGAAACAAAAGAGGCAACUGAAACCAAGAGUGAUGUUGCACCGACCAAAUCACAUACUGAGACAACAAAAAUAAAAUCAUUACCAAUUUUAGAUGACCCCACAACAACUUGCGAAUCUGUUGGUAAAGUGUCUACUUUACCAACCAGAGAUUCAAAGAAGCAAGGGACUGGUAAAAUGAAAUCACAUCGUAGUGCACCAUUUUUAAGUUUCAGAAAUCUUCUUUCUGCAACAUUCCCAGCAAGAAUGAGAAGAGAGACAGAUGAACGAAGGGCCCAGCUGCAAAAAGUGCGGCAGUAUGAGUUAGAGUUCUUAGAGGAGCUGCUAAAACCCAAGUCAUCCCAGGGAGAGUUUCUGCCCCAAGGCUCUUCACCUGUGCCAGGAGGAACUCCCUGUGCCUGCCAGCUCCGCACCAGUCCUGUCCUGAAGGCCCCUGGAAUCUCCAGGGAGCAGAGGCGAAGCUGUGACUGUAAGCGAAUGUGCAGAGGGAUGCGACUGCCUGAUACACCUGUCGGUUCAAUAACAGAAACACAGCAGAGAGGCAGAGAAAGAAAUGCUUCAAAAACACCUCCCCCUGUCUCUAAAGCCUCACACACUCCAGGUUCAACUAGAAGACCACAGACUUUAGAGAUCAAGACCACACGAAUUCGCUCCACCAGCCUCGAGUCUCGAGAACCAAGACGAGAGCAUAGCUCUGGUCUGCCUACUUUGACUUCCCAAACAGAUGGUAUGACAGCCCCACAGCAUAAGAAACUGCAGAGGCGAUACAGUUUUGGGGAGCUAGAUAACAAUACUAGUACACCAGUGUAUGCAGAAGUGAAGCCAAAAACCAAGAGUCUAGAGAAGGAAAUGGAGAGAGUAAGGGCCACAGGACUGCGGCUCCCUACACCUGUAGAACCAGUACAUAUAGAGUCCCAUCAGGCUGAUGCAAAGGGAAAGAAGGGUGUGUUUUUCAUUCAGGGGGAUGACCAGAGUGAAGCCAAAGAGGGGUCAACAGAGGUGGUACUCACCCUGCCCACUGAGGACAAUGAUGAAAGGGAGAAAUGCUGCUCCUUCUGUUUCUGCUACAGAAAGUGUGAGGCAGCUGAUGAGAGCAGCGAGAAAGAUGAGCUCUCCUACUCCAUUCCACUACAAGUCCUACCAGGCAUGGAGCUGGACUCACAUACAUUUCCUGUUGUUAGCAAAACCCUCCAGGUCCUAAAUGCAGAGGACUGCAGUGGUGAGGAAGAGGAAGAGGAGGAAGAGGACCCACACACACAGGAGAUUGACCUCAGGGCCUGCGGGACUCUAGAGGGUAGUUUAGCACGGGUACAAGCACUACAAGAGAAAUCCUUCAGCCUGCCCGAUGGAUUCCUGAAUGCCCAGUUGGAUGCUAAUGAGUUACUGGCAAUUCUGCGUCAGUGUGCCAACAGCCCACAAACAGAGGGAGAGGGUCGGCUUCAGCCGUCACGGAUUGCAGAGUAUAAACAGGAAUUAGCGGUUCGCUUCAAAGAGUUCAGAGCAUCAUGCCGCCGUGUAGCUAGUGUUGAGAAAAGCCCCACUCGAAUGCUUGCUGCUGUCACGGCCAGUUUUCAGGUGCUGUGUGAACUGACACAGACCUUCAUCAAGCUGAUCAGAGGAGUUCGGUCAGAAGCCCAAAGACUGCAGUUGUUAAGGAAAGUUGAAGAAGUGGCUGUCAAUUAUACUCUGUUACUUCGGGCAGCUGAAGAAUCAAUGGGACAUUCCAGCAGCUUACCAACAAAGACUGUGACCCCACAAGUUCCCUCCAAUGCCAAUAACAUGAACUCACUCUCUCGACCUAUCAAAACUCUUCCUGCCCAAUAGAGCAGUAAGACAAGGUUCACACAGUUCAGAAUGUUAAUACCUUCUAUAUCUGAAGUCAUUCUUUAUUUAUUGUUUACAUUUUUUACAACUCUAGCAUUGAAUCAUCCACUAUAAACUGCCA
This is a messenger RNA of Boleophthalmus pectinirostris (great blue-spotted mudskipper), 4813 nucleotides long. It is a transcript of the gene frmpd3, whose product is annotated as FERM and PDZ domain containing 3. The transcript has 10 exons. Gene Ontology annotation, cellular component: cytoskeleton. The record is from RefSeq and is a predicted model, not a curated record. Lineage: Eukaryota; Metazoa; Chordata; Actinopteri; Gobiiformes; Gobiidae. Bases 4 to 4692 code for a protein of 1562 amino acids.